AUGUUAUAUGGGACAUCAAUGGGUCUAACAGACGACGGAUAUCCAAUCUGUUUUCUUAGGCAAAUUGACAUUCAUUUAGCUCCGACGAGACCUGGCGAUGGGAUUUGUGUGAAUGCUCAAUGGGCUCAAACUGGUGUCACGGUUGCUGGAGGCAAUGGUGAAGGAUCUGCACUUGAUCAAUUAUUAGGUCCCACUGGACUCUUUGUUGAUGACAAUCAAACUAUUUAUGUCGCAGAUAAUUUUAAUCAUCGUGUGACUAAAUGGAAUCGUGGCGCUUCAAGUGGUGAGCUAGUUGCAGGUGGAAAAGGAGCGGGAGACCAAAACGAUCAAUUGAAUAAGCCAACUGAUAUUGUCGUUGAUAAAGAUGGAACCAUGUACAUUAGUGAUACAGGAAAUCAGCGUGUUCAGAAAUGGUCUCGCGGUGCUCAAAGUGGACAAACAAUUAUUGGAAAUAUUUCUGUAUAUGGCUUAGCACGAGAUGAUCGAGAAUCACUUUAUGCAUCUGACGAUGACAGAGAUGAAGUGAAAAGAUGGUGUGCUGGUGAGACAGUUGGACAAUUGAUCGCUUCUGAACUGAAGCAACCUCGUUUCCUGUUUGUUGAUCAGAAUCGAUCUGUCUAUGUAGUUGAACAGGAUCAUCAUCGAGUAAUAAAAUUAGAUGAAGGAACAACAGAUAUGUCGAUUGUUGCUGGUGGAUGGUAUGGUGAUGGUGACAACCAAUUAUCAUAUCCAACCGGUGUUAUUGUCGAUGCAUUGGGCACUGUCUAUGUAGCUGAUCACAGUAAUCACAGAAUAAUGCGCUGGGUACGUGACGCUAAAUUAGGCAGUGUUAUUGUUAAUGGUCAUGGCCUAACUGCAUCUGAGCAACUUUCUUAUCCCACUGAUUUAUCAUUCGACCUUGAUGGAAAUCUUUAUGUAGUGGAUUUCGGUGGCCAGCGUGUGCAAAAAUUUGUCAUUGAUAAAAGUUUGUGUUAA
Molecule: messenger RNA, 975 nt
Organism: Rotaria sp. Silwood1
Lineage: Eukaryota; Metazoa; Rotifera; Eurotatoria; Philodinida; Philodinidae
Source: the annotation of a GenBank genome assembly